AGGCUGCUGUGUCUCUUCAGUGGGUGUGUGUUUCUGCAUGUUUGCGUUUGUGGUCAAAUACAAACGGAACUCUAAAGCUGAAACCUGAAAACUGUUGCUCGCUUAGUCGACUGGACUUCGCUUCAACGUCGAGUCAACUCUCGCUGUGUUUCAGCUGCUUCAGUCUUUCAAGGUGUUCGAUGUGGAUCAUGAAGACUGAGAGCAGGUUGGACUUGAUGCUGCUGCUCGUUCUCCUCACAGGUACAGUCGGUGAAAGUGACGGCAGCUCAGUUGUUGGUCAAACAGGUCAGAGCGUCACUCUGUCCUGUAAAUAUGACAUCAGCAAACACGGAGCGCAGCAUGUCUGCUGGGGUCGAGGUGAAUUAACUAAUGCUCGCUGCAGCGACCUGCUCGUCUCCACUGACGGACAUAAAGUGAUAACCAGAGCUUCCAGCAGGUAUCAGUUACUGGGACGACUGGAGGCAGGUGAUGUUUCUCUGACCAUACUGGACCUCACAGAGACGGAUGCUGGACGGUACGGGUGCAGGGUGGAGAUACCUGGAUGGUUCAAUGAUGAGAAACAUCACCUGGAUCUGAUCGUCGAGAGAGCUCCUCUUCAUACCUGCACAGGUAGAUCAACGACCAUCACGGCAACGACAGGAAGUGAUGUCACAGACAACGAACCCACGCAGGUCACACGGGCUCCGGAGAUGUGGAGCACAGCUGUCCAGCAGGUAAACAGUCUGCAGAGCUUUGUUGGAAACACACUGAGAGUCUCCUUCAUCGUCUUCAUACCUGCACUGCUGCUGAUCACCUGUUACAGAGUUUGGAAGAGGAACCAGACUGACAGGAGGCUGAACCAAUCAGAGGAGGAGGACACGCUGUAAUGUUAUGAUUUGGGGGUUUUGUGCUUCCUGUUUUAUUCUGCUAUUCCUUUCCUGCUCUUGUGUUUUCCCGCUGGCUUGAUAGUUUUACCUCCCCUGAUUGAUCCUAAACCCUUGACGCCACUUGUCACGAAUUCGCAUCAUAGCUCUUUCUUGCAGACUGCAAGCCAAGAUAGCACAUGGAUUCCCCCGAUGCCUGUUGGUGCAUACUCGAUACGAACCUAGGAACCUUUUGCAAGCCCUGGUUUCUCGUUUAUGCCUGUUGUCGAUA
Micropterus salmoides (largemouth bass) is the source of this 1134-nucleotide messenger RNA. RefSeq names its product hepatitis A virus cellular receptor 1 homolog. Bases 180 to 866 code for a protein of 228 amino acids. The transcript is spliced from 5 exons. The record is from RefSeq and is a predicted model, not a curated record. Lineage: Eukaryota; Metazoa; Chordata; Actinopteri; Centrarchiformes; Centrarchidae.